Molecule: messenger RNA, 2717 nt
Organism: Prorocentrum cordatum
Lineage: Eukaryota; Dinophyceae; Prorocentrales; Prorocentraceae
Source: the annotation of a GenBank genome assembly
GUUGCGUCGGGUUCAUACAGUAGUUUCCCAUCCAGGGCCUAGAGGGUUGAUACCCGUAGCAGCUCUUUUUGAAGGUUCUAUGUGGCCGCGAGAGGCGGUCAUUCUCAUCACCCUGCCCGACAGCGUCAUGCUCCGCAUGUGUAGUUUCUUUCCGUGGCCACCUCGGCUCACAUCUUUUCACGCGAGAAAUUGCCCAAGACGUCCCUGGCUCGGCCCUGCACGACCUGCCGCCACGCUCCACAGCGGGCCAUGCCGCGCGCGUCAGCCUUGAUCUUCGCUUCCCUCGGCGUCGCCUCGGCCGCGGGUGUGGCGCCAGUCUGCGCGCGGGACUCAGCGCUGCUCCAGGCCAGGGCAACCGUGAGCCACAGCCCGCACGAGGGCCACGUCAGGGUCGAGCGCCAGAUGGUGGGCUGCUUUCCCCGUGCUGCCGGCGACAUGGACGACCAGCAAAGUUUCCAGGACACGACGUGCGUGAGCGCGGCGAGGCGCAACAGCUCGCUGGAGCCUUGCCGCAGCGGGAUGCCUUUCUUCCGGCUCCCCAUGCAGAAGGAGCAGUCUGCCUCGGAUUGUUUCAUGUUCUGUCUCUCCAAGGGCCUGGACCUCGCGGGCCUCGUGCAUAGCGAGCGCGCGGGGCUCUCCGAGUGCCGGUGUGGCGCCACGAGGGCCAACAGGGCGGCUUGGCACGAGUUGACGCCACCUCCUGGGCUGCUCUUGCCGAACGGCUCCGUCGAUCCAGACGACAACGAGCACUGCGAAAUGUUGGUGUGGCAGUACACGGGGCCUCUGGAGGACGGGGCAGUACCGACGGUGCUCACGGAGCUGAGCACGGGCGACGAGGCGUACAUCGACGGGAUUGCAGUGGGCGUGGACCCUCAUGAGAUCACGGAGGAGGAUGGGGCCGGCGAAGGGACCCCGACGGUGCACCCAGACACGUUGGCCAAUUUGUCGCUCCUAAGCGCCAAAGGGUUGUGUGAAGAUCAUACCCAGACGGGCGUCGGGAACAACAUGCCUUGCUCCCAGGCCAAGACCUGGUGCAACGCCGCAGGCGCUCUUGGCUUGGCCGUGCGCGGCGCCUGCCCCUUCAGCUGCGGCCUCUGCACCCAAGCCUACGGCUGGAUGCCGUGCUACCCCCACCCUUGCAGCCCCGGGGGCGGGCCUUGGACGACCAAGGUCGGCAACGUGGUCAAUAUCAACUACUACUUCGACAACCUCGACGCGGACAGACAAGCAGCAUUCAACAAGGCCAAGGACGAGUGGGAGUCCAAGACGUGCGUGAGGUUCACAUAUAGCUCCGCUACACCGUGCAUGAGGAUCACGGUCACCAACCAGGCAACGUGCUCUGCCUUCGUGGGGUUCCCUGGCUCGGACGGGACUCUUGACGUGAACCUCGGUUGGUGCAACAGUUUGACUCAUUGGGGCAACAUUGCUCACGAGCUCGGCCACGCGCUGGGCAUGAACCACGAGCAGAACCGGCCCGACGGCCCAGGCCAGACCAACACCCCGGCGGGGUGGAAGGGCCCCCAUCUGCGAGUGAAGUGGCAAAACAUCGAUACGGUUUGGAGGCCCCAGUGGGAGGGCCAAAAGCGCAGCUACUAUGGCUCCCAGACCGCUGGCUACGCGGCGUACGACUACGGAUCGAUCAUGCACUACGGCCUGGGGGACAACGCCGACGCCACCAAUUCUGCCUGGCAGAGCGUUCCAGGGCAAAGAGAUGGGCUCUCCGCUGGCGACAUCGCCCAGUUCCAGGACAUGUACCAGUGCGGCUCGGCUGCGCCUGCGCCUGCGCCUGCGCCAGCGCCGACCCCUCCCCCGCCGACCCCAGGGCCUGCGCCCGCCGGGUGCGUGGACAGCACCGAGAACCCCUGGGGCCAGUCCUGCGCCGCGUGGCUGGCGCAGGGCGCGUGCGCUGUGUCGAAUGGCAUCCGGCAGCACUGCAAGGUGAAACCCCUGGGGCCAGUCCUGCGCCGCGUGGCUGGCGCAGGGCGCUUGCGCUGUGUCGAAUGGCAUCCGGCAGCACUGCAAGGUGAGCUGCCAGCAGUGCAAUCAGGCGCCGACCCCCGCUCCAGCGGGCGGUGCUGGCUGCACCGACAGGCAGGGGCAGUUGUCGUAUGGGUAUACCUGCCCCCAGUGGGCGCUAGCGAGCCACUGCGCUGGGUCGCAGACGAUUCAGGCGGAUUGUCCUGGGAGCUGCGCAGAGGUCGAAAAGGUCACCUACGGGUACACGUGCGCGCAGUGGCAUGGGUGGGGGCAUUGCGCCAACUCGGAGACGCUGAAGGCCGAGUGCCCCCACAUCUGCGGGCAAUGCCGGUAGAUCCAGCCGAGGGGAUGCCGAGUUCUACUGAGCCGUCAGCAGCGCACGCCCCGCCCUCUGGCCCCCGCGCCCUGCGCCAACGGCUGCACCGACAUGCAGGGGCGGACCCACGGGCAGACCUGCGACUGAUUGAACAUUCCUAUUUCUCGCGCUGCGAAGGUUUGUCGAGGCUCAGCAGGGGACUCCACCCGAAGUUUGGCGGGGUCGAGCCUUAGAGGCGACACUGCACAAACGCUGCCAGUCGCCUCCUGCACGCCCGAAUUCGUGAUUCGGCUGGGGCACAAAGACCUCAGGCCUAGUCUUCCUGCCAGGGUCGUAAUCGUAAUUAUCUUUUGCGGUCUAUGAGCUCCGUAGUCGGUAUCCCAAAAGCUGUGUCCUCUGCCGCCCCCCCGCGCCCCAGGCUGAG